This is a messenger RNA of Babesia ovata, 735 nucleotides long. RefSeq lists its product as uncharacterized. The transcript is spliced from 2 exons. The record is from RefSeq and is a predicted model, not a curated record. The coding region runs from base 1 to 735 and encodes 244 amino acids. Lineage: Eukaryota; Apicomplexa; Aconoidasida; Piroplasmida; Babesiidae.
AUGUGCGCCGAGAUGAAUCAAGAGGCGAACAAGGAACGCGCAACCUCCGGGUACCCGGACUGGUAUAAGCAAUACUACGUUCACGAAUGCGAUGCCGAGUGCCUAUUCAGCGGCAUCUGCCAUGCUAUCUUCUAUCUGUCGCUUGUGAUAGUUAGCGUACGAUUCCAAUGCGGACGCCUUGGCUACACAACACCACCCAUGGUUGAGCUUAUGACACGGGACAUCCGAGAGUUUUUGCUCAAACUGGGGAGCAGCGUCGUGCGCAACGAGUACGUGUCAAUCGUUGUUACUCGCUGCCAAACGGAGGUCGCGCGUUACAGCCACAAGCUUGUGCGUUUCCACCCUGUCCUGGAAUGCAUCCAUGAGUUCGUCGCGGCGUACAACAAGAACGAAUACUUGCAAUACUUUGUGGCCAUUCUCACGCUAGCAGUUUUGUACCACGUGUGCCUCUGGUUCGUGAGAGCCAUCACAGAUUACUUGAGGGAAAGGAAAAUGCUCUACUUCUGUGCCAACAUGCAACCUGCCGGAGCGGCCAACCGCGGUGUCUACACCAAGAUAAUGGUCGAGAAACUCAAGAACACACCUGAGUUUCGCAGGCUCAAACAGCAGCGGAUGCACCAGGGACCGGAGGCGUGGAACUGGCAAACCAGGCAGCGUAUGGGCGAGCGCAUGCCCUCCGACGAAAUGUCCGACCACGAGUUGAAUGAAGCGCUUUCGGGCUACCCAAUCGCCUAA